AUGGCGAGAAGCCACGGUGCCCAGAUCGACAAGAGCGAGCCAAUGGAGGUUCAGAAUGAAGAGGCGGAGCCGCGGAGCCAAUGGAUACCCGGGAAACGAUGGAUGAUACCAAAAAGUUCCGGACGUGGAGACCCAGAAGGACGAGCAGAGGAUGAUGCCACUGAGUCGGGCAAUGGCAAGAGCAAGGAAAGAAAAGCUGAAAGAAAGGCUAAAAGAAAGGCUGCCGCCAAGCCGAAAGAGAAGCCGGACAAGCACAAAAGUAGCUCCGAGUGGCCUGCGACCCCUACCGUUGUGUUUGGCAACGCCGCGGGGGAAAACAGUCCUGUGGCUCCGAACUCCUUCCCCGAGCUGCGAGAGGUGACACUCAGAAAGUUGGAGAUUCCCCACGAUUCCACACUCGCUCACAUCACCGAUGCGCUUCUCCAGCUGCGCUCUGUGGAAGUCUUGAGACUGUCCCACUUGCGGCUGACCAGCAGGGGAGCGAGCCUUCUCUUGCAGGCCGUGGCGGAGCUGGCUCCGCGCCUCACUAGCCUCAACGGCUUGCCCUUGGCGCGCCUCGUGCAGCUGAAGGACCAUCCUGAAGGUGGUCCCCUGGAUCUGGGCGACAGCAUUGAGUGGAACGACUUCACCUUGGGGGUCAUGGCCCGCUUGAAUCUGUGGCCGGUGAUCAGCUUUGGGGGUGCAGGCAUCAAUAAAGAGCUUCACUUGCAAGGUCAAAGUUUCACAGAUGUGGGUCUGCGCGGGCUUUGCGCCAUGCUGCGACACUUUGCCACGCAGGGACCUACCGGGAGGAGCAGUGGUGCAGUGAACUUGACGAAGAUCGACUUAUCAGGCAACCUCCAAAUCACCGAUGCCACGGUGGCAGAUCUCUGUCACACGCUGAAGACGCCGCACAUGGGUAGCGCCUUGCGCGGUCUGCGGGAACUCAAUCUCCGCUCCUGCAUGCGCUUGAAGACACGUUCUGCCUACGAAUUGCUGAAUUUUGUUCAGCAUGUGCGAGAGGCAGCGCGAGAUCCGGGUGCACAGCAGAAUUUGCGCAUGGUGAAUGGAGUGGAUUUGGAGGCUCUCCAGCUUUCCAGCCGCGCGGACCGUGCGGGGCGUGCCACCACGGCACCCUCCAUGCUGCUCCGCAGCUUCCUGGAACAGCAAGGAGCAAAGGCGCAUUCCACCUACAUGACGGAGUGCGACGUGCACUUCUUCGCUGGGGUCAUGCACCAGUACCAGAACAUUCCCUACUGUCACGUGCACAUUGUUAUCCCCACGAGUCUGCUGAAAGAUGACGCAACAGCGCCUUUGGAUAUCUGGGGCAGGCCUCCGCACCUCGCCGCAAUGCCUUGCAGUAACGACAGCCCUUUUCCACCUCCAGUUGCUGGCGGGCGAUUGCAAGCAGUGGCGGCGCAGUUGCAGGCGCAGGUGGAUGCCACCUGUCGUCUCUUUGAAGCUUGUGCGGAAGCAUAG
Cladocopium goreaui is the source of this 1458-nucleotide messenger RNA. The record is from the annotation of a GenBank genome assembly. NCBI's taxonomy places the organism in Eukaryota, Dinophyceae, Suessiales, Symbiodiniaceae.